Molecule: messenger RNA, 4022 nt
Organism: Aphidius gifuensis
Lineage: Eukaryota; Metazoa; Arthropoda; Insecta; Hymenoptera; Braconidae
Exons: 9
Coding region: 210-3182 (990 amino acids)
Source: RefSeq, a predicted model, not a curated record
AACUGGUUUGUUAAAUUUACUUGUAUUUGUGUAUAUACAACCACAUACAUGUAUAUUUAUUGAAUUUGUAUUGGAGUCUAGUGUACACCACCACUAUCACCAUCACCACAUUUUGGAUUACAUCUUCCAUGUUCCAUCUCAGUGUCAAUAUGGCCGUUGACUCGUGCACAUUUUACUUAUGGAUGCACAAACGGUAAAAUAUAAACAAGAUGAACUCUGAACCAAUAAAUGAUGUUAAAGAAAAAAAUAUUAAAUUAAUAAUAAACAUGGAUGAUCAAUAUUUAAUUGAUAAUAAAUUAAAUAAAAUUAAUUUAUUUAAUCAAUGCAAUGAUAAAGGUUUAAUAAGUGUGAUGGAACACUACUCAAGAAAUUUACGGUCGAGUGUUAACGAAUGUCAAACAAAGCCAUCGAGGGUUGAAGAGAUAAAGGAUUUUAUGAGCGAAAAUUUACAAUUUUUUUUCUAUUAUUAUAAAAUGAUGCAAGCCAAUUGUGAACGUAAAGCUUAUUUGGACCUAAUGUCUGAUUUAUUGGAGAUCUACAUUGACAUGGAGCUAAAAGUAUCAAAAAUUUCUAUCGAAGAAAUGGAAAAAAUAUCUGACCGAUUGACAAAAUAUUUAUACAUAUAUUUAGAUAAUUCAGUGGAACACAUGUUGGAUACACUUAUAAAAAUUCAAUUUAUUAGUUCGACUUAUCAUCACAUAUUGAGUUUACUCAUACCUAAAAUAUUAAAAAUAGUACCAAGUAAUCCAAAAAUUGACUCAAAGGGCACAAUGUAUGUUCGAUAUUUUUUGAUUUAUUCAUUUUGGAAAUUAAUAACAAAUGAUCAAAUAUUAAAAAAUAAUAUAAACAAAUUUGCACAUUCAUCAUUAUCAAUAUAUCCAAUAUCAUUAUCAGAUGAUCUUAAAGAUAAUGUAUUACCAAAAGUGCCAAAUGAUAAUUUAAUUACAACAAAUAUAUUAUUAUCAUUAAAUUUUGAUAUUAUAAAAUCAUGUCAAAAUUUUAUUAAACAUACGAAAAUAUUAACAACUAAACAACAAUCUGAAAAAUUGGAUACAUCAAAGCUUGAAGAUAAUAAUUUAAUGAAUAAUAAUAAUAUAAAUUUACCUGAUAAUUUAAUAUCUAAUAAUAGCUCUAAAUUACAUGAAAAUAUAAUAAAUCAACGUAAAAAAAAACAUGUAUUACCACCAGGUCAAGUAUUAUUAGUUGAUUUAACAAGUGACAAGGCAAGUGGUCGUAUAAUACGUGAUAAAGAACAAAUGAAAAAAAAAUUAUUAUGGCUAAAAGAAAUUGGAAAAAAAAAGAAUAAUAAUAAUUUAAUAAACAACAAUGAAGAUAUGAAAAAUAUUAAAUUCAACAAUGAAGAUUUUACAACAAUUGAAGAAGCAUAUGACAUAAAAUUAUUUAACAUAAAUGAUGAUAAUGUUAAAAAACAAAUUAAUGAUGAUUUUAAUUUAUGGCUUGAUGGAAUGUAUCAAUCAAUAAAUUAUGAUAAUGAUAAUAUCACAACGACAACAUCAACAAUUAAAUUACAAGAAAUAUCAGUUAACGAAAAAAUAACAGAAGAUAAAGAUAAAAAAAUUGAAGAACCUGUUAGUACAAAUACAACUGAUGAACAUAAACGUAAAACAGUAUUACACUUGAAUCAUCAAUUUGAUAAUAGUAAAUUAAUAAAUAAUGAUAAUGAAUUAUCAUCAUUAAAAAUUAAAGAUGUUGAAUUUAAUGAUCAUACUGAUGGUUUAACAUUAUUAGCAAGUGUAUCACAACAUGUACUUGAUUUAGAAACAUCACAAAUACAUGAUAAACAUCAAGAAAUAAUUAAUGUCAUAGAUUACAAUAAAUUAAAAUUAAAUAUUGAUAAUUCAACUGAUAGUUGUUCAAAUAGUUCAUCAAUAUAUUAUAGCAAUUAUUCUGAUAAUAUAAAUUAUGAUAAUAGAAUUGAUAAACAAUAUAUUAUAAAUGAUAAUGAAUUUUCAAAAAUAUAUCCAGAUGAUGAUAUUGAUAGAAUUGGAUUAAAUGUUGAAGUAACAUCAUCUGAAGAUACAUUUAAUCAAUGUACAAGUACAGUUUAUCAUAAUAAUGAUGAUAAUAAUUAUCAACAAGAUGAUAAAGUUAUAUUAAAUGGUGAAACAGUUGUUCUAUUACAAAAAUCACCAAAUAGUAAUUUAUAUAUUAUCAAUAAAGCCAUUGAAAAUGACAACGAAUUAAUUAAAUUAAAUGAUGAAAAAAAUAGCUAUAUGUAUGAUAAAAAAUAUUCUAUACAAAAUGAUAAUAAAAAGUUAGCUAAAAAUGAUCUAUUAUCAUUGAGUGAUCAUGCAAUUUGUGAAAAUGAUAUUAAAGCAUCAUCAUUAAGAACACCAACAGCAACAUUAUCAUCAUCAUCAUCAACAUCAACAGCAACGACGACGACAACAACAAAAAAAUAUAAUAUUAAAAAUGAAUAUAAUGAUCAUGUUGAGGAUAAUCCAACAUCAACAUCAUUAUAUCAUCAUUCAGAUAAUUAUUUUAAUAGCCAUAAUAAUAAAUAUGAAAAUAAUGAAAAAUUAUUUGAUCAAACAUUACCACAUUCAACAACAACAUCACCAGAUAAUAACAAAAAUUGGUACAAUUCAACAGAUAAAAAAAAAACAAUAUUAAUAAAUGAUUGUAAUUUAAAUAAUAAUAAUAAUAAAUUAUAUAAAUUUACAAAUGAUAAAGAAAUUGAAAAUGAUAAUAAUAUUAUUAUAAAAAAUAAUUUAAAUUAUCAUUUACCACCUAAAAAACGUUUUAAUUUUGGUAAUAAAAAUUAUAAUAAUAUUAUUAAUGAAAAUAAUAAUUAUACAAGUGAACCAAUGAUAUCAAUAGCAUCAUUACAAAAUAAUAAUAAAAAUGAUAAUAAUAGUAAAAAAAUAAUAAGAAGAAAUUAUAAUAAUGAUAAUAAUUAUUGUUUUAUUAAUAAUGAUAAUAAAAUUAAUAAUAAAAAAAAUAAUAAUAGUAAAAAAAGAUGUAAUGAUGGACAAAUAUCGAGGCCUUCGAAGAAAGUUAAAGAGCAAUUAUUAACUCCAAUGAAAAAUUUAAAAAAACAAACAAGAAGUUCACAAAGAAAAGUACCUAAAGUUAAUUAUUGCUAUAAUGAUAUUGAAACUGAGUGGAAACCGUCCACUGAUAAUAAUAUGACACGUAAAAAAAAAAAAACAAAUCAAUGAUUAAUUGAAUUUGUUUAUUUAAUUUUAUUUUUUAUUUAAUAUUUUUUUUUCUUUUUUUUUUUUUAUUGUUAUCAUUGAGGAUACCACUUGUCUUGGACACAUUUAAUAUUUUUUGUUUCUAUUUAAGGACUAAUUGAAUUAUAAUUAUUUUUUUUUUUCUAGUUUUUUUCUUUAUUUAAUCAUUGCUUUUUACUUGAUUGAUAUUUUGAAAUAAAAUAUUGUAAAGUUUAAUGAAAAGUAAAGGAAAAAAGUUAUUGAAAAAUUACAAAACCUGACCGUUCGACAGGCUGUGGUAUAAUCCAUUCUUGUACAAAUUUUGUAAAUAAUAAAUAUGUAGAAAGAGAUAAUUAAUUUAUAAAUUACAAUGAGAAUAUUCGACGAUUUUUUUUUUUUUGAUUUAUUUAAAAUAGAUACAACAUAGAAGAAUAGUCAUCAUUUGAAGAUUAAAAUUAUGAAUUUUAAUGAUAAAAGUCAACAAUGAAGAUUUAAAAUUUAUUUAUGAAAUCUUUGAAAAUUGGAAGAAUGAAUCUACAAGAAAUUCCAUAAGUAAAUUCCGGAUCAAUUCAAAGAUGAGAUAGAAGACAAAAUUAAUUAUAACAAGAAUGCCGUUCCGUAUCGAUAGAAAAAAAAUAGCCAAUACUUUGUUUAGAAGAUAGUAAAUAAAAAAAAAAAAAAUGGAUAGUAAUAAACGAAAAUAUUUUCAUCUUAAAAAAAAAAACAAUUGAAAAAGUAAUUAUUUACAUGAAAUACUGGUUGAAUUUUAUUUAAUCAGUAAACGACGCAUAAUCAAAGUACUUUUUACAAUUAUUUUAAUUUUUAUUAUUUAAAAAAAAUAAAAAU